AUGGGAAAUGUGACGUCAAGUGUGGCGGCAAAGUUUGCAUUUUUCCCGCCGGACCCACCCACGUACGAUGUAUACUGUGAUGAUUUGGAUGGGCGGCUGGUGAUGAGUGGUUUAACGGCAGAUAAAAACGUGGACGUGCAUUUGCUUCAGACGAAGGGCGGCAACAAGGUUGUGGCUACGUUCUGGAAGCACCCGACGGGGAGGUUCACCAUUUUGUACUCCCAUGGAAACGCCGCCGACUUGGGACAGAUGCAGGACCUGUUUAUUGAGCUCAGGGCCCACCUCCGCGUAAAUAUCAUGAGCUAUGACUAUUCGGGAUAUGGAGCAUCCACCGGUAAGCCAUCUGAGUUCAACACAUACUAUGACAUCGAGGCUGUCUAUAACUGUUUGAAGAAUGAAUAUGGAAUCAAGCAAGAGGAUGUUAUUUUGUAUGGUCAAUCUGUUGGGAGUGGUCCAACUCUACACUUGGCAGCUCGUUCGCCAAGGUUGAGAGCUGUUGUUCUCCAUAGUGCCAUUCUUUCAGGAAUACGAGUUCUGUACAAUGUCAAGUUGACAUUUUGGUUCGACAUCUUUAAAAACAUAGACAAAAUACGGAACGUAAAUUGCCCUGUUCUAGUUAUACAUGGCACAAAUGAUGAUAUUGUCGAUUGGUCCCAUGGUAAGCGAUUGUGGGAACUUUCUAAAGAGAAAUACGAUCCAUUAUGGGUCCAAGGUGGAGGACACUGCAAUCUUGAAACCUUCCCCGAGUACAUUAAGCACUUGCGCAAAUUUGUAAAUGCAAUGGAAAAACACUCCUUUUCAAAACGAAACAAAGCUCAAUUUAGUGCAGCCCCAAGUAUAACAGAAUCCAAACACAACAAAUGCUUGAGAUUUCCGAAGAGAUAA
Messenger RNA from Fraxinus pennsylvanica, 885 nucleotides. The record is from the annotation of a GenBank genome assembly. Lineage: Eukaryota; Viridiplantae; Streptophyta; Magnoliopsida; Lamiales; Oleaceae.